Molecule: messenger RNA, 1991 nt
Organism: Sphaeroforma arctica JP610
Lineage: Eukaryota; Ichthyosporea; Ichthyophonida
Exons: 7
Coding region: 89-1147 (352 amino acids)
Molecular function (GO): protein binding
Source: RefSeq, a predicted model, not a curated record
UUCCAAUAUAUUUAUCUAUAUAUUGUGCACUGUGCAGUCUACAGCAAACCAACAAUACCUAAGAUUGUACAGUUUAUAGCGUAACAAAAUGCUGGUGUCUGGUAUCAAGCAUUGUGCGCGCUUUGCAGCCCAUUUGCCCCAGAAUGUAGUGAUGGGGCGUAGUAUGUCAACAACAUUACAGUAUACUUCAACACGAACACGAACUCUAUACAAAACACCUGCGGCUAAAGCCAAUUAUUUGAAGUUAUAUACUCGUGAUGCUCCACUCUGGAGUGGGCGUGCUUUAAUAUCUACCACUCGUACUCAGAUGAUGUCGAACCAGGAUGACAAGGAUGUGGCGCAGACAGCAGCGGAUAAAAGAAAUAUGGGAGAUGCUCGAACACUCAUUCAGAAGUCUUUGGCCUACUCUGAUCGAGGUGAUUACGUGAAAGCCCUUAACGAGCUAGACGCUGCGCUGGAGAACGUAGUGCAUUUGAGUCCCGAACUGCCCCUGAUUUCCGAAAUCAGGAAAAUGAUGGGCCUGCUCCUGUGGGAUCUGGACGAGUUCGAACUGUGCCGUGAACAGUUGGAGAUGUACUUUAAUGUGUCAGACAAACCGGGCCCCAUCGAUUGGGAUAAGGUCAAACUGGCAGAAACCCCUCAGCACGAGUUGACCGCUAUCGCCCAAUGCUACGCGGAAUUAGCGCUGAAGGUCAUCCGGGAGGUCUACCCAGAUGAGGAUUACAACUUGCAAGCGGCCUCGGUUCUUCAGGCACUUGCGAGUACAUAUGAGCACUUCAACCAGAACGCUAUUUACACUGAGGGUUUCUACAAGAAUGCCCUGAGUAUCUUCGAGCACCCCGACAGCGUGGAAGAUCUGUUCGAUAAUGAGGACCAUUCAAUGCAGUACCUGAGCUGCCUGAAGGACUUUGCUGGCUUCAUGCGCUCCAGAGGUCGUAUUGGAGACGCCGAGGAAGCUGAACGCAAGCACAAGAAACACAACGAGAUGUACCGGGAGCAUGUGCGAUCGCGCAAUCUCCGCGAACAAGCCGAGAAACUGCAGCAGCAGCAAGAUAUUGAGGCAGCCAAGAAGCACGCGGAUAAGAUCCGUGCCAUGCACGACGCCAAGGAUGAGAUACUCGCGGACAAACAGACACAGGGCAAGUGAGGUGGCCACGUGUGGAGACACGGGACAGGUCCGUGGGGUGUGCAUUGUGAGAGGGGGGGGUAGAUCAAUACGUCGAGUAGUAUAUACAUAUAUAUAUAUAUGUGUAUAUAUAUAUAUAUAUAUAUCCCCCGGAUGGAUGGCGAUCGGAGAUGCCAGUACAUCCCUGAGGUUAGAACGCGGCCAUGUACGUUGUUUCAUAUGGUAGCGAUGGGUCUAUUUGAGCAUCAAUCAAUUUCAGUGGGAGUUUAUGUUCAAAUGGCUAGGGUUUUAGUUCUCAAGGGUAAAGUGCUGUUGGAUUAGCAGGCAGGCAUUGGGCUUUCAGGAGGUAUAUAUUUAUACGUUGCACUGAGUUUUCUCGUGAGUAUAUACCAGAAGUUCUAUAUGUUCCUCUCAGUCCGGGCCUUGUAUCGGAUCCUUGUACUGCGAUACCCCAGGACUCGUACUUAUAGUAAAAGUACUAUAACAGUACUACCAGUCACUUGCGUGAUGAACAGAGGGGUGAGUGAUGUGUAAUCAUCCUCGGUGCGGUCAUCGCGACACCUUCAGCUGGUAGUAUGUUACUAGCCUCGGCAGGUAGUUAGCUUCGGAAUCAUACCAUUGCUCGGUGAGCCUAUACAAUCUGUCGGUCGAAUUGGGCGGUGAACUUUUUAACUCCCACGACCAUCGGACCGAAUGAGUGUGUAGUAUCCGCUUAGCAUUGGAUGGGGACAGUUGUAAAAUGGGACGGGAGAUGGGUGCUAUCUACACGUGCGAUUGACAGCUGUUUUGUCGUUUUUGUGAUUGCGCCAGUAUGCGCAUCUUCAUUUCAAAUAAAAUACAUAUCAUCAUAUCACUAUACAGCAAA